AUGGGUAACAAAGGUGCCAAAAAAUCUCGUACAUCAACCGAAUUAACACCAAAAGAAAUUAACAUGUUAAAAGCAAAUACAAAAUUCUCUGAAAAAGAAAUUCGUGAAUGGCAUGCUGGAUUUUUACGUGAUUGUCCAUCUGGUAAAUUAGAUAAAAAGAAAUUUGUAGAAGUGUACAGACAAUUUUAUCCACAAGGAAAAGCCGAUUCAUUUUGUAAAUAUGCAUUUAAUACAUUCGAUCAAAAUAAUGAUGGCUCAAUCGAUUUUGAUGAAUUUUUAUUGGCUAUUGCUGCUACAAGUCAAGGUGAUCUUAAUGAUCGUCUCGAAGUUGCAUUUGAAAUGUACGAUGUAAGUGGUGAUGGUCAAAUUGAUUCAAAAGAAUUAGCCAAUUUGAUAGCAGCAAUGUAUGAUUUGGUUGGAGAAACUGAUCGUAAAGGUGAUCGAGAUCCGAAAAAACGUGCAAAUGAAAUUAUUACUAAAUUAGAUGUUACGGGAGAUAAAAAAUUAUCGAAACAAGAGUUUAUUGCUGGUUGCAGAAAUGAUCCCGUUAUUCGACACAUGUUAGCACCAAAUGUUUAA
This is a messenger RNA of Didymodactylos carnosus, 579 nucleotides long. NCBI's taxonomy places the organism in Eukaryota, Metazoa, Rotifera, Eurotatoria, Philodinida, Philodinidae. The record is from the annotation of a GenBank genome assembly.